UCGUCGAAACUCGGCGAUGCCAUCUCUCUCUCUCUCUUUCUCUCGACCUUCCUCAUUCUUCAACCAAAAGGAAUCUCCGCGUAAAAAUUCAGUUUUAUUCCCUUCAAUAGUUCUCCCCACCCCCUCUCUCCAAACACGACCUCUCUCACUCUAGAACAUAUAAUAUACACACCAAUAAAUUAUAUCUAUAGAUCCUCAGGGUCCUUCUUUAUAUUUUCUGUUUACUUCGUUUUGAUAGAACUUAUAUAGAGAAAGAAAGGUAAUACGAGUGUUCGGGUGAAAGAUCGGAAAUGGGUUCGGUUCCCCCAGAGCUGAGCUUCGAUUUCAGGCCAACUUUUGUGCCCAAAACGAUCAGUGAUUUCCUCGGUGAGGUUUCAAUGAUCGGGAACGUCUUGGAGAGAGCGUCGAAGCUCGAAGACUUCGUGAAGAGAUUGGAGGAGGAAAUGUGGAAGAUCGAUGCGUUUAAGCGGGAGCUUCCUCUCUGCAUGACUUUAUUGAACGAUGCGAUUCGAGCUCUGAAGGAGGAGUCAAUACAACGCAUUACACCAAAGGAAGUUCAACCCGUGUUGGAAGAGUUCAUACCACUGAAGAAAGAGUGUGAUCGAAAUGUGGAAAACAAAACAGAGAAAGACUGCAGGGACAAAAAAAAUUGGAUGAGCUCUGUCCAGCUCUGGAACACUGAUGAUUAUCCCUCUACUGAUUGCGCCAAACCUAACCCGAAAUCAGAAACUAUGAGAAGCGACGAAGAAAGUAACUUAGGAACUGGGGAUCCAUUCCAGUCUGAUAGAAGCAGAGAUGAAGCCGUGGAAUUUUUGCCACUUAAGAAAUAUUCGGGUUUUCCCGUAGUGAACAAGGAAGGGAAAGAGGAAUUUCCAGUCCACGGGCUUUCGCUUCUCACUCCGGGAAUUAAGAAUCCGAGGGAGGAAUCCGGUUCUAAUGGUUCGAGAAAUGCCUGUGGCAAAGCAGUUUCCUCCUCCGAUCCUACUACAAAUAUACGGACCUUGACGCAGCAGCAGACUGCUAGGAAGCAGAGGAGGUGCUGGUCACCGGAGUUGCACAGGCGGUUUGUCAAUGCGUUGCAGCAACUUGGAGGUUCGCAAGCGGCCACGCCAAAGCAAAUUAGAGAAUUGAUGCAGGUUGACGGGCUGACCAAUGAUGAAGUUAAGAGUCAUUUACAAAAAUAUAGACUUCAUACUCGAAGGGUUCCAGCUGCUGCAUCGGCUGCCCUGGAAAAGCAAUCUGUUGUUGUUUUAGGUGGUGUAUGGAUGGCCCAAGAACAGUACGGUGAGUCUUCAAAGGCUCACAGUUCCGAGUCUGGGUCACCUCAAGGCCCCCUCCAGUUAACUGGAAACACCGGAGGGACUUCAACCACAGGAGGUGACAGCAUGGAAGAUGAUGAAGAUGCAAAAUCUGAGGGCUAUAGCUGGAAAAGUCACAAUCCGAAACCCGGUAAAGUGAAUGUAUAGAGUUCAUACACCAUGAUUUUUGCGGACAGGAAGUAUACAUGGGAGGAGGAGAUUUCCUUGUGUCUCAAGUUUGAGUUGUUAUUUUGUUGCGGGACUGGUACCAGAAUUCUACACACAUUUAUUGGGAGAAACAAGGCCGAAUUUUCCCAUAUCAUAAAGCCUCUCAGUUACCACAAUAAUAUAUUCUUUAAUGUCUA
Messenger RNA from Juglans microcarpa x Juglans regia, 1663 nucleotides. Its product is annotated as transcription factor HHO6-like. The transcript has 5 exons. NCBI's taxonomy places the organism in Eukaryota, Viridiplantae, Streptophyta, Magnoliopsida, Fagales, Juglandaceae. The record is from RefSeq and is a predicted model, not a curated record. Bases 291 to 1466 code for a protein of 391 amino acids. Gene Ontology annotation, molecular function: DNA-binding transcription factor activity; DNA binding. Gene Ontology annotation, biological process: regulation of DNA-templated transcription.